This is a messenger RNA of Solanum tuberosum (potato), 1065 nucleotides long. RefSeq lists its product as uncharacterized. Bases 381 to 887 code for a protein of 168 amino acids. Lineage: Eukaryota; Viridiplantae; Streptophyta; Magnoliopsida; Solanales; Solanaceae. The transcript has 3 exons. The record is from RefSeq and is a predicted model, not a curated record.
AAGCACACAUAUUUUGGACGCCAUGUGCAGCUCAUUGUAUAGAUCUUAUGUUAGAAGACAUAGGGAAGAUUCCUAUCAUCAAGAAGACCCUCCAAAAAGCAAUUGCCCUUGUCGGUUUCAUUUAUAGACACUCAGGAGUCUUAAAUAUGAUGAGAGAUUUCACUAAGAAUAAAGAGUUGGUGAAAUGUGGGAUUACUCUAUUUGCAACGAGUUUUCUGACUUUGCAACGGUUGCAUUGUCAAAAAACAAAUCUGCGAGCAAUGUUUACAUCUGACAAAUGGGUGAUUAGUAGGUGGGCUAAGUUACCAAGGGGGGAAAGUGCAACACAUACUGUCUUGACGGCAACAUUCUAGAGUCAGGUUUCUAAUAUUUUGAAGAUAAUGGGGCCUCUUGUUAAAGUGUUGCAAUUAGCUGAUAAUGAGAAAAAACCUGCCAUGGGGUACAUUUAUGAAGCCAUGGAUAGAGCUAAGGAGGCUAUUGCAAAGGCAUUUGAAGGGAAUACUGCAAAAUAUAAAGAUAUCUUUAAGAUUAUUGAUGAAAGAUGGCAAUGCCAAUUGCAUUAUCCAUUACAUGCUGCUGGACAUUAUUUAAAUCCAGAGUUCUUUCAAAAUCCAGCUAUUGAGAAUUGUCAAGAAGUAACAGAUGGGCUGUAUCCUUGUAUUGAAAAAUUGGUUCCAAGUACUGAAGUACAAGACAAGAUCAUAUCAGAGAUAUCAUUGUACACAAGAGCUGAACAACAAUUUGGCCUUCCUAUUGCAAAAAGAGCUAGAACGAAAAGAUCUCCUGUUGAAUGGAAUUUAUAUGGUAAUUCAGCUCCCAAUCUCCAAAAAUUAGCCAUUAGAAUUUUGGGUUUAACGGCUAGUUCUGCUGGAUGUGAGCGUAACUAGAGUGUGUUUGAGCAUAUCCAUACCAAAAAAAGAAACAGAUUGGAGCAUCAAAGAUUGAAUGAUCUAGUGUUUGUUAAGUAUAAUCGUGCUUUAAAAGCUCGUUAUGACUUGCGGAGUGUCAUUGAUCCAAUCUCGUUGGAUAACAUUGAUCAUAGUAAUGAAUGGUUGGUUGGGAAGA